AUGGAAGCAAUCCGGUCAAAAUCCACGGACUCUUUGCACGCGAAAGAUACUCAACACCCAAUUACAGAAGCUGAGGACAGUCCGCUUCGGAGUAGGGAAAAACUGACUUACACAUUCAGCACGCAGCCGCUGGAAACAGACCUAAGAAAUCUGUUGACGCAAGUCACCGGGCAAACUGACCUGAUCGGCGUAACCAACGUCAAGUUAAAAGUUGUGUCCGGCCAAGCGGGUCUUCAUCGUCUCUCAGACUACACGCCUCACCUCACCACCCUGACUCUGGAUGGCAGCUGCAUUGCCACUUUUCGCGAUCUGGGAUCAAGUUUGAAGUCUUUGUCGACCCUGAGCGUAGCCAGAUGUAGCAUGAAACAUUUGGACGGCGUCUGGGGAUUUCGGAACCUUCGGGAUCUGAACGCGAGGGACAAUUUCAUCUCGGAUCCUUCGCCCUGCUCGGGUGUUCGGAAGUUGUCUAAACUUGACCUCGGCAACAAUAAAAUCACAAACGUUUCCUAUUUCGCCUUUUUGCGAUCCUGUAAUCAGCUCAAGGAACUCGACGUUGCCGCGAAUAAUUUUACCGACUACAAAACGGAGAUAACGAGGUUUCUUCCGCAACUAAGGGUCCUCGAUGGUGAAGAACUGGAGGAUCGCCAUCGGCAUUCGGAUGUUACCGAAGAAGGAUCAGCCGUGAAAAUCGAAGAUCAAAGCUCGGAAGAGGAAAGCACAACGUCGGAAGAACGUCUAUCGGCGGAAGACGUUGAUCCUGACGAAGUGGUAGGUUGUUGGCAUAAAAUCGUGAGACUAAUAAGCUUGAUGUAAACUUGAUGCUGGGAAAUGUCCCUUUUCAACUUUCUCACGUACGGAAGAUGAAAAGAGAAAAUAGAGAGGUAGAAGAAAAAAUCAUAGAAAAAGAUGGAGCAGGAGAGAAAAGAACAGGAAAGGAACGUAGCGACGAAUGCGAACUAUUUCUGCAAGAUAUUCGCACCCAAUUGCCUCGUCAUUCCGCUAACGACUCGGAGCGAGCGUUUAAUAACGACGAUAAAAGCAUCGCUCACGAGGUACCGCCAGGAAAGUUGUCAUCUGGUCGCGUAAUUUGUGGAAGCUUGGCCGUUUCCCUGCGAGGACGUAAUCCAGCCAAAACCUCAUCGCUAGCCGGAACCCAGAUAAAAGAAUCUCCGAAGUGGGGUAACAACGAUGAAAACUAAGAAGACAGUGAAAAGAUAAGAGGCUUGCAUGCAGAACAUCAGUGUCAAGAUCACGCGUUGGAAAGAUGGAAACCAUCAAGCACAUCGCGCGCAAUGCAGGCGCAAACUCAUGUUUAGACGUCUCUAGUUUCGCUGC
Neodiprion virginianus is the source of this 1335-nucleotide messenger RNA. Its product is annotated as leucine-rich repeat-containing protein 56. The transcript has 7 exons. Lineage: Eukaryota; Metazoa; Arthropoda; Insecta; Hymenoptera; Diprionidae. The record is from RefSeq and is a predicted model, not a curated record. The coding region runs from base 1 to 813 and encodes 270 amino acids. Gene Ontology annotation, molecular function: protein binding.